UCCAUUUCUCCCCAGCUUAAUUUUCCUCACACACUCUUCCACUCUCCUCUCUUCUUUCAGAAAAAAGAUAAGCAACUUAGCAAGCAUCAAGGAAAAUGGAACUUCUUGGUUUUCUCAUCAUUGGCUGUCUUUCCAUUUCCUCGUUUGUUCAUGGAUAUGACGAGGGGUGGACUGAUGCUCAUGCUACUUUCUAUGGAGGUGGUGAUGCUUCCGGCACAAUGGGAGGGGCUUGUGGCUAUGGAAAUCUAUAUAGCCAAGGUUAUGGGACAAACACAGCUGCUCUGAGCACCGCAUUGUUCAACAAUGGACUGAGCUGUGGAGCUUGCUUUGAAAUCAAAUGUAUGAAUGACCCAAAAGCUUGCCUUCCUGGUUCCAUUAUUGUCACGGCUACCAACUUUUGCCCUCCUAACAAUGCACUCCCAAACAAUGAUGGAGGCUGGUGCAAUCCACCUCUGCAACAUUUUGACCUCUCUCAGCCUGUUUUCCAGCGUAUUGCUCAAUACAGAGCUGGAAUUGUCCCAGUCUCUUAUAGAAGGGUGCCAUGUGAAAGGAGGGGAGGCAUCAGAUUUACCAUCAAUGGCCAUUCUUACUUCAACCUGGUCCUAAUCACAAAUGUUGGAGGUGCUGGUGAUGUCCAUGCCGUUUCAGUCAAAGGGUCGAGCAGUGAUUGGCAACCAAUGUCAAGAAAUUGGGGACAGAACUGGCAAAGCAACUCUUUUCUUGAUGGACAAAGCAUCUCAUUCAAGGUCACCACUAGUGAUGGUCGAACCGUGGUCUGCAACAAUGCUAUACCUGCUGGCUGGUCCUAUGGCCAAACCUUCACUGGCGGACAAUUCACUUAAUUGAAUCACUAAUAUUCAGUUAUCAACUGCCAAUUAAAAUCAAUUCUAGGCUUUAUCAAUCAAUUAAUAUAUAUUCUAUAAGUGUUAUGUAUUAGUUUGGUAAAUGAAUUUUAUAGGUGAUGAGUCACUAGAGAUUGCAAUUUUCGUGUCAAAAAAGAAAAAAAAAAGAAAGAAAGAAAAAUGGGGGUAGGGCUUGUUUUAAAGGGUCUCUAACCAUUUUUCCUUAGUUGUGUCACAUGAAGUUUGUUUCUGUCUAGGUCUUUUUAGGAAGGCAGAAAUAGGGCAGUGGUAGGUUACGGUUCUAACCACCCGCCAAUUAAUACUUCAUGGUACUAUCUUUGGUUUGAUUGGUUUAAUGUCUUUGAGUUGAUUAAGGCAAUAGUAUUAAUUUUGAGUUCCAAACAGUAGAAAAAAGUGUUCGUUUGGGUGAAGUUAAUGUUAUUGUACUCAGCUAAAGCUGAUUUUUUUUUUUUGUGGUGGUGUUGCCUUCUGGUAAAGGCGUGGUUUUUGAUAGUAUCCGAUUCUAUCAGACUGUAAACCGUUAAUGUUGUCUGCUUGCUUUUCUGACAAUCGCCAUCAAUAAAAGGACUGGAGACCUUGGGUGUUGAACCUUAAA
Molecule: messenger RNA, 1458 nt
Organism: Coffea arabica (coffee)
Lineage: Eukaryota; Viridiplantae; Streptophyta; Magnoliopsida; Gentianales; Rubiaceae
Product: expansin-A10
Biological process (GO): plant-type cell wall organization
Cellular component (GO): extracellular region
Source: RefSeq, a predicted model, not a curated record